GUAUCCCCCACCUAUUUCAACAACUUCAUCCUCCUUCGAAGAACAUAACACAUUCUCGACGCCUUUACUGAAAAUGUACUGGAACGGCAUUUACUAUCCCAAUUGGCGGAUCUAUCGGGAUCAACCCCCGUCUUCACUCAAUUUUGAUGUGAUUUCUCAUGCAUUCUAUGCUUUUGCUUGGGUGAAGACAGAUGGAACUGUUUAUUUGAGCGAUGAAUGGGCAGACACACAGAUAGAAGUGGCGGGGACUGACGACGUGCCAGCAACUAAAGGUUGCUUGAACUCUUUUGCACUCUUGAAGAAAAAGUAUACCAAGCUUCGUAUCGUUCUUUCUGUGGGUGGAGGUGGAAAAGGAAGUGAACCAUUCGCAGAAGUUGCCAGGAAUCCGACUGCUAGAGAAACGUUUGCGCAAACAUCAUUGGCUCUUUGUCAACAGUUCAACCUCGAUGGAAUAGACAUCGAUUGGGAACAUCCAUCAGACCAGGCACAAGGCCAGCACUACAUUGCGCUAUUAGCCACACUACGACACUACCUUCCAGGACCACGGUACACGCUCACGUCGGCGCUACCAGCAGGCGAGUGGGCUCUCCAGCAUAUCAACCUAGGCCAUGCUGCGCAAUAUCUCGACCUCAUCAAUCUCAUGUCCUACGAUUACUCUGGUCCCUGGGUGCAAAAGACUGGCCACCAAGCGCAACUGUUCACCCCCCAAAUACCCCACAGCCCCGAGGCAGCGAUCUCGUCUCAUUCCGCCGUGUCAUACAUGGUUCGACAAGGUGUUCCACCCAGUAAGAUACUCCUUGGAAUCCCUGCUUAUGGGCGCUCCUUCACUGGCACGCAAGGCGUGGGUCACAGUUUUGAGGGCCAGGCUGGAGAAGAAGGUACGUUCGAGUACCGGGAUCUCCCCAGACCUGGAGCUACAGAACAUGUGGAUGAGCAGGUUGGAGCGGCUUACUGUGUUGGCGGAGACGGUGGGUUCGUCACCUAUGACAAUCCGCAGACGGUACAUAUGAAGGCAAGAUAUGUACAGCAGAACGGCCUGGCUGGGCUUUUCUACUGGACUGGAACGGGCGAUGUAUGCCAGCAUACGCAAAAGGACAGGAGUCUAGUCUACAAUGGGUUCAUGGGAUUGUUUCCCCAGUGAAGUAAAUGAUGAUAACGUCCAACGAAAAUUUAGCAUGAGCAUGAGCAUAGCAUAAGCAUCAAUUGGGUACCUGGUCAGCGACGUAAGGUUUACUUGAUUACAUACAGGGUGGCGAUGUAUAACGAUUUUAUGGAAUCCAAUAAACCUGAUGACUAUACUCUAAGCUCUCCAACAGUGAAUCUUAAUCUGUCGGCUGGAAAGGCGCACACAUUGUUGAUUCGCACUGAUGACCAUAUCCAAUAAACACAUUUGC
Messenger RNA from Aaosphaeria arxii CBS 175.79, 1394 nucleotides. Its product is annotated as glycoside hydrolase family 18 protein. Gene Ontology annotation, cellular component: extracellular region. The transcript is spliced from 4 exons. NCBI's taxonomy places the organism in Eukaryota, Fungi, Ascomycota, Dothideomycetes, Pleosporales. Gene Ontology annotation, biological process: carbohydrate metabolic process; chitin catabolic process. The coding region runs from base 74 to 1141 and encodes 355 amino acids. The record is from RefSeq and is a predicted model, not a curated record. Gene Ontology annotation, molecular function: chitin binding; chitinase activity.